Messenger RNA from Papilio machaon (common yellow swallowtail), 1241 nucleotides. RefSeq names its product peroxisomal membrane protein PMP34 (gene PMP34). The record is from RefSeq and is a predicted model, not a curated record. NCBI's taxonomy places the organism in Eukaryota, Metazoa, Arthropoda, Insecta, Lepidoptera, Papilionidae. Gene Ontology annotation, cellular component: mitochondrial membrane; peroxisomal membrane. Gene Ontology annotation, biological process: mitochondrial transport. The transcript has 3 exons. Bases 265 to 1107 code for a protein of 280 amino acids. Gene Ontology annotation, molecular function: AMP transmembrane transporter activity; ADP transmembrane transporter activity; NAD transmembrane transporter activity.
GCAGGGUACAGAUGUCAGAAUUAGUCGGAAUGUUGAGUAAAUAUAAAUAAAUUUAGUUAUAUCGCCUUGCUGCGAACAAAUGCAGCAUUGGUGCACUUCGUUCAGGCGGGUCACUGGGCAGUCUGACGGUAUUGCUAAAGUUCAUGUUCAAUAUAUUUCCAUGUCAUUAAAGAUGAUCGUGUUAUUGAAUUAAACAUUUAAUUUUGUUUGCAAUAUUUCCAUGUAUUGAUACGACUUAGAUCUGAGGAAAAAAAAUUCUACAAGAUGUCUCGUUCCUUGUUAAGUUAUGAAACCCUCGUGCACGCUAUGGCAGGGGCUACGGGGAGUGUUGUUGGCAUGACUGUCUUCUAUCCACUAGAUAUACUGAGAUCAAGACUUCAAGUUGAUGAAUCGGACAAGUUAAAAGGAUCACCAUGGGAAUUACUCUUGCGCCUUGCAAAUGAUGAAGGCAUUCUUUCAUUGUACCGUGGGCUGGCACCUGUUUUGCAAUCACUUUCAGUUUCAAACUUUGUUUAUUUUUAUACUUUCCAUGCACUAAGAAGAAGAACACCAAAAAGUAAUUCUGCUCUUCAAGAUCUAAUGUUUGGAAUUUUAGCGGGAGUAUUUAAUGUCCUCAUAACUUCUCCUCUUUGGGUUGUUAAUACUCGGAUGAAGUUAGAAAAAAACAACUAUGGCAGUCUUGUUGAAGGUUUGUGGGAAGUUUAUAAGAAAGAAGGAGUGCGCGGUCUGUGGUCUGGCACAGUGCCCUCCUUGCUUUUGGUUUCCAAUCCAGCCAUCCAGUUUAUGGUUUAUGAAACAAUGAAAAGGAAAUUACUGUCUGCUGGUAAAUUUGACAAUCUUACAGCUUUUAUUGUUGGUGCAUUGGCUAAAGGUGUGGCAACAUCUUUAACUUAUCCCCUACAACUAAUACAGUCUAGACUGAGGGCCGGUACUAGUAUCAAACCCUUAUUGAAAGAUAUUAAAUCCAAACCCUCAAUAGCAUUCCGUGGCCUUGAAGCAAAGCUUUUGCAGACUGUGUUGACAGCUGCUUUAAUGUUUCUCAUAUAUGAAAAGCUAGUCAGAUUAGUUCUAGCAAUUAUGAGAGUGAAAAUUGUAAAGCGACAAUAAGCUUGUCAUUUUCAAAUACUCUUGUUAUGUUUUUAUCUCAAUUUAAUUUUAUAGCAAAAACUUUUUAGGCGUUCUCUCCAGUCCUUUAUAAAUUCUUAGAACUAUCAAAAACUGCAUCUAAUAUAAUAUGUUCC